CUCUCGGCGGCGGCAGCAGUAGCCCUGGCAGAGGAGUCCGCGGAGGUGGCGGCGGUGGCGGCGCUGUUCCCCGCGCGGUCCGCGGAGCGGGGUCCGGGCUGUGCGACGUCGGGCGGAGGCGGCAUUGCGGCCCCGGCCCGAGCCCGAUCUCGGGUCGCCUCCCCGGCCGCCCCCCGCCCCCGGGCCGCCCCCCGGGCCCUGCGUCCCCUCCCCCGCUGGCGGGGCCCGGACAGAAGAUGGUGCAGAAGAAAACAGCCGAACUUCAGGGCUUCCACCGUUCGUUCAAGGGGCAGAAUCCUUUCGAGCUGGCCUUCUCCCUAGACCCGGCCCACCACCGUGAAGCAGACUUCAGCCCACAGUGCGAGGCCCGCCCUGACAUGCCUGCAAGCCAGCCUAUUGACAUCCCAGAUGCAAAGAAGAGAGGCCGGAAGAAAAAGCGAUGUCGUGCCACAGACAGCUUCUCAGGCAGGUUCGAAGAUGUCUACCAGCUGCAGGAGGAUGUGCUUGGGGAAGGAGCCCAUGCCCGCGUGCAGACCUGUGUCAACCUCAUCACCAACCAUGAGUAUGCUGUCAAGAUCAUUGAGAAGCAGCCAGGCCACAUCCGCAGCAGGGUUUUCCGGGAGGUGGAGAUGCUGUACCAGUGCCAGGGACACAGGAAUGUUCUAGAGCUGAUUGAAUUCUUCGAGGAGGAGGACCGUUUCUACCUGGUGUUUGAGAAGAUGCGUGGUGGCUCCAUCCUGAGCCACAUCCACAAGCGGCGGCACUUUAAUGAGCUGGAGGCCAGCGUCGUGGUGCAGGAUGUGGCCAGUGCCUUGGACUUCCUACACAACAAAGGCAUCGCCCAUAGGGACCUAAAGCCGGAGAACAUCCUCUGUGAACACCCCAACCAGGUGUCCCCAGUGAAGAUCUGUGACUUCGACUUGGGCAGCGGCAUCAAACUCAAUGGAGACUGCUCCCCCAUCUCUACCCCAGAGCUGCUCACACCGUGUGGCUCCGCGGAGUACAUGGCCCCAGAGGUGGUGGAGGCCUUCAGCGAGGAAGCCAGCAUCUACGACAAACGCUGUGACCUGUGGAGCCUGGGGGUCAUUCUCUACAUCCUGCUCAGUGGCUAUCCACCCUUUGUGGGCCACUGUGGCAGUGACUGUGGCUGGGACCGAGGGGAGGCCUGCCCUGCCUGCCAGAACAUGCUGUUUGAGAGCAUCCAGGAGGGCAAGUAUGAAUUCCCCGACAAGGACUGGGCUCACAUCUCCUUUGCUGCCAAAGACCUCAUCUCCAAGCUGCUCGUCCGUGAUGCCAAGCAGAGGCUGAGUGCUGCCCAAGUCCUGCAGCACCCCUGGGUGCAGGGGUGUGCCCCCGAGAACACCUUGCCCACACCCAUGGUCCUACAGAGAAACAGCUGUGCCAAAGACCUCACAUCCUUUGCAGCCGAGGCCAUUGCCAUGAACCGGCAGCUGGCCCAACGUGAGGAAGAUGCGGCCGAGGAGGCCCAGGGCCAAGGCCAGCCCGUUGUCAUCCGUGCUACCUCACGCUGCCUGCAGCUGUCCCCACCCUCUGAGUCCAAGCUGGCCCAGCGGCGGCAGAGAGCCAGCCUGUCUGCUGCCCCUGUAGUCCUCGUGGGGGACCAUGUGUGAACCCCCUUCUCUGGCCCCCUGUACAUAGGUCGCCCCCUUCCCCCGUCAGAUCUAAGAUUUUUAAGCUAUGGUGGCGGGGACCAGGGGCUGCCCUCCCCUCUGGUUGCAUUUCCAAGCACUGAAGUCAGCCAGGGGGCGUGGGUUGGGUUUUUUGUUGUUGUUGUUGUUGUUGUUUUUUAACAGAUUUUUGCUGUUGGGUUUUUUCCUUUUCCCCCAUCCCUCUUCCAACUUGUUUUUGUUUCUGUGCUCCCUUCCCCCCCCCCUUUAAUGGUGUUUAAAGCAAAGUAAGUGCCCAGAAGGAGAGCAGAGGGCGCGUGGAGGGCGUGUGGCUGGGGGAGUGCCUGCUACGCCCCAAGAUGCUCGCCUGUACUGUGAAGGUCUCAGUGCUCCACCCGGCCAUUGGCACCCUGCCUGAUGUCUGUCUGCCCCUUCCACCUCCAGCCAACUUGCUGUCUUCCAGUGCAUGGGGGGGGGGCUACAGGGUUACCAUUCCCAUGCCCCCCUCCCCAGCCCUCAGUAUUUUCAGGGACAGUCUCUCCUCCUAGUGACAGAACAGUAGCCUCUUUAUCCCUCACACCCAGAGCACCCUGGUUGGGCAGAUCAGGAGCUUCUUGUUCUUGUCUCUGGAAGGAGGGCCUGGCAGGCAGGGUGGAUGAUAGCCCACCCGCUGGACUCCCCAGGCCCUGGGCCCAGGUUGGCCCAUUUUCCCUUUCCUGGUGAGAAGAUGACAAUCGAGGCUUUCCCUCAGGUCUGUCUGAGCAGUGAGCAGGCCCCUGCCUGCUGGACAUGGCCUGGCUGGACCUUAAAUUGCAACUGACAUAGGACAAGCUGCCCCCUCCCCACUCCCCCAGGAACUGAAGUUGGAGCAAGAGGGUUGCCAUAGUAGCCUUGUCCCCAGCUGGUUCCAAGAUGGGUGAGCCACUGGACAGGUGCCCAUCCGCCAAUGUGGGGUCCCAGAGUAUCUUCCCACCCCAGGGCACCCACGUGCCCCUUCUCAGGGCUCAGCUUGACCAUGGUCGUAUCCUGAGUCUGGCAUUUGGAAGUUCUGUUUGGUUCCCUUAUCCUCAGAGCUGGGGCCAGACCCAUAGGUUUCUAGACUCUUUUCCUGCUCCCAACCCUAAGGGCAGCGAUUUAGGUGUUCCCACCUUCAGGAAAAGGGCUGCCACUGCCUCAGCUACCCUUGGGGCACCCAGGAAAGGCUGGAAUGGUCUACUGGGGGACCUUGCUAACUCUCCCCCAGUUCCAUCAAGGCCUGGUCAGCCUGACACUGGGCUUGGGGAUACCACCGCCUGGGCCUGGCCGUGAACUACUAUGCAAUACAAUUCCCAUUUUCUACAUGUAUACGGCCCUGCUGGUCAGGGGGACCGCCCACCCCAGCCCCAGGUCUGCUCAGGUGUCUCCAGGGCAGGGAUUGUAACCCCCCCCCCCCACUGGCCUCAAACUGGUCAGGAUUUGCCUCAUUUAAUGUUUUGGGAGUUUUUUAAAAAAUAUUUUAUUUGCUCCCCUCCUUGAUCUCAAAAGAAUACUUGAAUGUUGGAGGGGCCUUUGUGGGGGGGGGGAGGGAAGGGGGGUUCAGAAAAGGUCUGUCCACCCAUCUCAGCCCUCUCCUUGGUCUUGUAGGAUUAUUGCAGUCUGGUGGCCUGGUGAUCCUUUCCUCUUGGGCCCCCUACCCUCCUGUGUGUACUGGCCUUUCCAAAGACCCCUGGUGGGGCUGGAGCUGCUUGGCCACACCCCAUCUCUUCCCCCAUCAGUGAUUCUGAGUUUUGCACCUGGGGAUUUCUCUGCCUUUUUGUAUAAAAGAACAAAUGGACCUUUCCUGCUGCAGGUGCCCAUGGCCACCUUACUCCAAAAGGCUCGACAAGGAAUAGCUUUGGGUUUUCUUUUUUUCCCCAGAGGUGGGAGGUUGUCAUUUUUCUUUACUCCUCUAUCGCCUCACCAUUUUGACCUGGGGACUGCUUAGAGCCUUUACUGUGAAUGACUGGGCGGUGCAUGGGAAGGGACCGGCCAAUAACAAAGUGGUUCAGAAGCCACACAAACAGAUUAAAAAAAACAAAAACUUUUUUUUUUCCUAAGUGGGGCGAAGACAUCCAAGCACUUUAUCUCCAUUGUAUCAGGUGAACUGAUAGAGCUCGAAAGUUCCUUUACACCAACGCCAGAAUUUUGUAUUCUGUUUUGUAAGGAUUUAAUAAAACUCAUAAAAACCUGC
This is a messenger RNA of Dipodomys ordii (Ord's kangaroo rat), 3837 nucleotides long. It is a transcript of the gene Mknk2, whose product is annotated as MAP kinase interacting serine/threonine kinase 2. NCBI's taxonomy places the organism in Eukaryota, Metazoa, Chordata, Mammalia, Rodentia, Heteromyidae. Gene Ontology annotation, molecular function: calmodulin binding; calcium/calmodulin-dependent protein kinase activity; ATP binding. Gene Ontology annotation, cellular component: nucleus; cytoplasm. Gene Ontology annotation, biological process: peptidyl-serine phosphorylation; intracellular signal transduction; protein autophosphorylation. The coding region runs from base 237 to 1631 and encodes 464 amino acids. The transcript is spliced from 14 exons. The record is from RefSeq and is a predicted model, not a curated record.